CCCCCCUCCCUCUCCCCUUUCGCUUUGAUUUCGCUCUCCUCCUCCCCUGUGCGCGCUGUGUGUGUGUGUUUUUCGCCUCCGCCGCCGCUCUCCACCGAGCCCCUUGGCAUGAGUUAAGCACCAGCGAUGGACACCAAACACUUCCUGCCACUGGAUUUCUCAAACCAAGUGAAUUCCACACCCCUGAACUCCCCGACGAGCCGAGGCCCCAUGGCCACCCCAUCCCUGCACCCGUCCAUCGGGCCGGGCAUCGGCUCCUCGCUGGGCUCCCCGGGCCAGCUGCACUCACCCAUCAGCACCCUGAGCUCACCCAUCAAUGGCAUGGGGCCACCCUUCUCCGUUAUCAGCUCCCCUAUGGGCCCACACUCGAUGUCUGUCCCCUCCACGCCCAGCCUGGGAUUCGGCACCAGCAGCCCACAGCUCAACUCGCCCAUGAACCCCGUCAGCAGCUCAGAAGACAUCAAACCACCCCUGGGGCUCAAUGGAGUCCUCAAAGUGCCAGCACAUCCCUCAGGAACAAUGGCCUCCUUCACCAAGCACAUAUGUGCCAUUUGCGGGGACAGAUCUUCAGGUAAACAUUAUGGGGUGUACAGCUGCGAGGGCUGCAAAGGCUUCUUCAAACGCACGGUGAGGAAGGACCUGACCUACACCUGCCGUGACAACAAGGACUGCUUGAUCGACAAGCGCCAGCGCAACCGCUGCCAGUACUGCCGCUACCAGAAGUGUCUUGCCAUGGGGAUGAAGAGGGAAGCUGUGCAGGAGGAGAGGCAGCGGGGGAAAGACCGCAAUGAGAACGAGGUGGAGUCGACAAGUAGCGCCAAUGAGGACAUGCCUGUGGAGAAGAUCCUGGAAGCAGAACUCGCCGUGGAGCCAAAGACAGAGACGUACAUUGAGGCAAACAUGGGCCUGACGCCGAGCUCGCCCAACGACCCGGUGACAAACAUUUGCCAGGCGGCCGACAAGCAGCUCUUCACCUUGGUGGAGUGGGCCAAGAGGAUCCCCCAUUUCUCAGAGCUGCCCCUGGAUGACCAGGUCAUCCUGCUGCGAGCAGGGUGGAAUGAGCUCCUCAUCGCCUCCUUUUCCCACCGCUCCAUAGCUGUGAAGGAUGGGAUCCUGCUGGCCACUGGGCUGCACGUGCACCGCAACAGCGCGCACAGCGCCGGCGUCGGGGCCAUCUUUGACAGAGUACUGACAGAACUCGUGUCGAAGAUGCGAGACAUGCAGAUGGACAAGACAGAGCUGGGCUGCCUGCGAGCCAUCGUCCUCUUCAACCCCGACUCAAAAGGUCUCUCCAACCCGGCUGAAGUGGAGGCAUUACGGGAGAAGGUGUACGCAUCACUGGAGGCGUACUGCAAGCACAAAUACCCCGACCAGCCUGGGAGGUUCGCCAAGCUCCUGCUCCGCCUGCCAGCCCUCCGGUCCAUCGGCCUCAAAUGCCUGGAGCACCUCUUCUUCUUCAAACUAAUAGGCGACACGCCGAUCGACACCUUCUUGAUGGAAAUGCUGGAAGCACCUCAUCAAAUGACUUAGAGAACUGCAGCUGGGUCAGUCCCUCACCCGGCCAGGGCCAUGCGGGCUCCGUCCUCUGCUUCCUCCUCCUCUGCCCCAGCCCCUUCCCUCUGCUCCCCAAAUGCUGGAGGCACCGUCCGAGCUUCUCCGCGUGGUCCCCGGGGCGAACCCACACCUCCCUGCCGUCUCAUCACGUUGACCCUUUUUGUCCGUUCGCUGUCACUGCUGCAUCUAAAGACCUCUGAUGGCUGUUUUUUCCCUGCGGUAGAUGUAGAGGAGUGGGGACGGAUGGCUUCGCAUCAGUGCUGGGUGGCACAUGUCAUGGGAGCAGGGACGGUCCCGUGCCAUCCCAGCCCUGCAGUGGGGUUUGGACGAGUCAAGGGAGUGGUUCGGCUCACCGGAUUGCAGCUGGCUAUUUUCAGAGGAUGGAGUUGUUUUUUUUUUGGUGGUGUUCUUGUUUUUUGUUUUUGUUUUUUUUUGGUUUUAAUUUUUUUUUUUUUUUUUUUGAAUAAGAGAAGAGAGAAAAAAAAAAAAAUUAUUCUAUUUUUGGUUUCUAACUAUUCUUAGUAGUCUCAGCAGUUCCUUCGCGAAGGGAGAGGCUGUGGGGAGGGGUGGCCCUCACUGGGCCCUAUGGGUGAGUCACCGUGGCUGCACAGAGCCUCCUCACUCAAAGCAAAGGGUUUGGGACUGAGCUCGAUGCCCAUCUAAACAACAUGGGGCUGCCCUGUUCCACUCUGCUGUCUCCAGUGAUGCUGCUCCUCUGGAACACGUGGCUGUGGAGUGCUUGCUUUAAGGCUGCCAGGGAUGUGGUUCCACCUUUUGCAGCUUAUGGAGAUCCUGCUGGGCCCCCUGCCCUUACUGCUGUGCCCAACGUCCUGGCACAGCCCUACAGGAGCUGCCUUAUUGCAGGAGCUGUCGUGCUGGAGCAGCAGGAUCUGGUGGCUCAGCAGUGCUCCUGCUGGAUUCUGUAGUCCUGAGGUCAUGCAGGGGCAUUUCCAGCCAGACGGUGGGCUCUUCAAAAUGCCCCACAUGCAGACUGUGGGGAGCAGCAGCCCUGCAAGCACUGGCAGCCCAUGCAUGGUGUUUCAGUAGCUGUGGUGCAAGGCACUGCAAGGCAGCAGUUGGUGGGAGCUCUCAGCCGUGCUGCUCCCUGGGGGCAUUCAUUGGCAGUGAUGCAGGAAUGGAGCUCACCGUCCCUGAAUAUCCCUCAUUGGAAUGGUGGAGCAUGUGUGCCAUUCACCUCACCAUCCUGCAUUAACCAGGUGAGAAAAUGAGAGAGAAAAUCAGUGCAAAGUCUCUCACUGGGGGUUUCUCCCUCCAUAGCAGGACUGUGUCCCCCGAACGCCAUGGGUUGGGGGGAACCAAGGCUGAGUGCCUGCAGUUGGCCUUAGACUGUGGGCUUUCCCAUGGCUUUUACGUCUGCUGUGCUUUAAGACAGCAAAGUGUUUGGUCCCAAAAAGAAUGCCAUCUCCUGCAUGUUCCCUCCUGGGGAACACAGUUGUCACCUGCCUGUUCUCACCUGCCUGUUCUCACCCCACUGGCAGCUCAAGUCCCAGCUCCAUCCCCAUCAGGCCAUCUCCUUGCUAGAGCAGUACACAGGAUUUCAGCUCUGGCCUGAAAUGGCAAAUCCACAGAGGUGGGGAAAAUCUUUUGGCCAUCUUUUUCCAGCAGCCUGCAUGCCGCUGAAAAUAUUAUUAAACAGCUUCACCCUGGAAGAAUUUGCCAAGAAAACAAGGCAAGAGAAAUGAAAUGUAGUGAGAGUGCCAGUAAACAGGGCUGCUCAGUGGCAGCAUAGUGUGAGGCUGGGGGCUGGCAGCAGUGAGAUCAGGGCGUGCUGGGGGUCGGUUGGCUGUGCACUAUAAUAAAUCUGGACCCUUGU
Phasianus colchicus (ring-necked pheasant) is the source of this 3388-nucleotide messenger RNA. It is a transcript of the gene RXRA, whose product is annotated as retinoid X receptor alpha. Gene Ontology annotation, cellular component: nucleus. Gene Ontology annotation, biological process: regulation of DNA-templated transcription. NCBI's taxonomy places the organism in Eukaryota, Metazoa, Chordata, Aves, Galliformes, Phasianidae. The record is from RefSeq and is a predicted model, not a curated record. Gene Ontology annotation, molecular function: sequence-specific DNA binding; nuclear steroid receptor activity; zinc ion binding.